GCGGAGAGUCUUUCCCUCCAGGAUGCUUCUCUGCAAGGAGCGAAAGAAGGCAAUAGAACAGUGACAGAGCCAGAGACCCUUGCCAUUUUCUCCGUUCUGGUUUAUUUCAAAACCCUAGAACAGUUCAACAACUCCGUUCCCGUUCCGGUUUGUCGCAAAAACCCGUCGCGAUAAAAUUUAAAUUACUGUUUUAAGCAAACAAUGGAAGAAUUAGCUCCUUUGCCUCCACCACCUCCAAAGGUUCCACAUAAUGUGAAGCCAGAACUGGCUGAGGCAGUGAAUCCUAAGCAUGCAAUCAUCAGCAGGCGUGGAUUUGGGACUAGUGGGCGUCGUGUACCAUUGCUCACCAAUCACUUCAAAGUUUCUCUAAAUCUACCAGAUCCGGUGUUUUACCAAUACAGUGUUUCUAUUUCUACAGAAAACAAUAGACCUGUAGAAGGCAGGGGUAUUGGGAGAAAACUAAUUGAUAGGGUUUACCAAACAUACUCCCCCGAACUUGCCGGUAAAAGGUUUGCAUAUGAUGGAGAAAAGACUUUGUUUACAGUCGGUCCUCUGCCGCAGAACAAGUUAGAGUUCAAUGUGGUUCUUGAGGAGACAUUUGCCAAACAUGAAACUCGGAGCCCUGGGGGUGGUGGGAGCCCAAGUGUCUCUGGUAAGCGAUCAAAGCGUAAUUUGCGCUCUAACGCUUUCAAGGUAGAGAUAAGCUAUGCUGCUAAGAUACCCAUGAAGUAUAUAUCUCUUGCCCUCAAAGGAGUUGAAGCUGAAAGUGUCGCUCAGGAUGUGUUGAGAGUGCUUGACAUUGCUUUGAGGCAGCAAGCAGCUAACAAGGGGUGUCUUCUGGUAAGGCAGUCAUUCUUUCAAGAUGAUUCAAGGAAUUUUACCGAUAUUGGAGGGGGUGUUAUUGGUCUCCGAGGGUUCCACUCGAGCUUCCGUACCACACAGGGUGGUUUGUCGCUUAACAUGGAUGUAUCAACAACCAUGAUCCUGAAACCUGGAAAGGUGAUUGAUUUUCUAAUGGCUAACCAGAAUGUACGGGAACCUCGCUAUAUUGACUGGGUUAAGGCAAAAAGAAUGUUGAAAAAUUUGAGGAUUAAGACAACCCACCGCAACAUGGAAUUCAAGAUCACAGGUUUGAGUGAGAAGCCGUGCAAUCAGCAAUACUUUCCUUUGACUGUGAAAAACAAAGGUAGUGCACUGGGCGAAGGACAUACGGUAGAGAUAACUGUUCAUGAGUAUUUUGCUAAACACCGUGGCAUAGAACUCUCCUAUUCAACGUACCUGCCAUGCCUUGAUGUUGGUAAAUCAAAGCGGCCAAACUAUGUGCCGUUGGAGCUCUGUUCACUUGUUUCACUCCAGCGUUACACAAAAGCAUUAUCUUCAACUCAAAGAGCAUCAUUGGUAGAAAAGUCGAGGCAAAAGCCUCAGGAGAGGAUACGUACUUUGACUGAUGCUGUGAGAAACAAUCAGUAUGACAAUGAACCUGUGUUUGCUGCAUGUGGAAUUUCCAUAGACAGAAAAUUAACACAAGUUGAUGGUCGUGUCCUUGAGACUCCCAAGUUGAAGGUUGGUAACGGUGAGGAUUGUUUCCCUCGCAAUGGACGAUGGAACUUUAACAACAAGACACUUUUAAACCCCACUCGCAUCAAUCAGUGGGCUGUUGUAAACUUUUCUGCUCGUUGUGAUACUAGCCGUAUUUCACACGAUCUGAUCAAUUGCGGGAGGAAAAAGGGAAUCAUCAUCGAACGCCCACAAACACUGAUUGAGGAGGACCCCCAGUCUGGAAGAGCUGGUCCUAUUGCAAGAGUAGACAUGAUGUUUGAACAGAUUAAACGAAAGUUUAAAGAUGCUCCACAGUUCAUUCUGUGUGUCUUGCCAGAGAAGAAAAACUCUGAUCUUUAUGGACCUUGGAAGAAGAAAACUCUUUGUGACUUUGGGAUUGUAUCUCAGUGCAUUUCCCCCACUAAGGUUAAUGACCAAUAUCUUACGAACGUACUUCUUAAAAUCAAUACUAAGCUUGGUGGGAUAAAUUCCUUGUUGGAAAUAGAGCAUUCCUCCCGCAUCCCCUUGAUAAAAGAUACUCCUACUUUGAUUUUGGGGAUGGAUGUCUCUCAUGGGUCUCCUGGCCAAUCUGAUAUCCCAUCAAUUGCUGCGGUUGUUGGCUCUCGAUGUUGGCCACUUAUAUCAAGGUAUAGAGCAGCUGUGAGAACGCAAUCACCAAAGGUUGAGAUGAUUGAUGCUUUAUACAAGCCUUCUCCCAAUGGGAAAGAUGACAAUGGUAUUAUCAGGGAACUGCUUUUGGAUUUCUAUCAAACUAGCCAAAGUCGCAAACCAAAACAGAUUAUUGUGUUCAGGGAUGGAGUGAGUGAAUCACAAUUCAAUCAGGUUUUGAACAUUGAGCUAGAUCAAAUCAUAAAGGCCUACCAGCUUCUUGGUGAAGUUGAUGUUCCCAAGUUUAUGGUAAUUGUGGCUCAGAAGAAUCAUCACACUAAGCUAUUUUUGGCUAAUGGUCCUGAGAAUGUUCCUCCUGGUACUGUUGUGGACACCAAGAUUGUGCAUCCUAGAAACUAUGAUUUUUACAUGUGUGCUCAUGCGGGGAUGAUAGGGACUUCAAGGCCUGCCCAUUACCAUGUCUUGUUUGAUGAGAUUGGCUUUUCUGCUGAUGACCUUCAACAUCUUAUACAUUCGCUUUCAUAUGUCUAUCAAAGGAGUACUACAGCAAUCUCAAUUGUUGCACCUAUAUGUUAUGCCCACCUUGCCGCUCACCAAAUGGGGCAAUUUUUGAAGUUUGAAGAUUCAUCAGACUCCGCUUCAGGCCAGAGAAGCUCGACAUCAGCAGGGAACAUCCCCAUCCCAGAGCUACCUAGGUUGCACAAGGAUGUCCAGAGCUCAAUGUUUUUCUGUUAAGUUGCCGGUGAUCGUUCCUCAGCUAAGUUUCCCAGUUUCUUAAUAUCGGCGUACAUAACCGGGUAGCUAGGCUAGGCAUACGUAUUUUGCAGGUUCACAAAGUAUCUAGAUGGGGUGAAAAAGUAUCUUUUUGGACUCAAAUAUUUAAAUAUCAAUAGGUACAAAGAUGGAAAAAUUACAUCAUAGCUUUCUUGUUGCUUGUAUCUACAAGCUUUUUCUCUGCUUUUGAUCACAUUUUUAUAUGAUGAUUAAGUUAUUAUCUGUUUUGUUUGCUGUGUAUUA
Messenger RNA from Tripterygium wilfordii, 3186 nucleotides. RefSeq names its product protein argonaute 16-like. The record is from RefSeq and is a predicted model, not a curated record. Gene Ontology annotation, biological process: regulatory ncRNA-mediated post-transcriptional gene silencing. The transcript has 24 exons. NCBI's taxonomy places the organism in Eukaryota, Viridiplantae, Streptophyta, Magnoliopsida, Celastrales, Celastraceae. Bases 202 to 2904 code for a protein of 900 amino acids. Gene Ontology annotation, molecular function: RNA binding; protein binding. Gene Ontology annotation, cellular component: cytoplasm.